Molecule: messenger RNA, 3015 nt
Organism: Sphenostylis stenocarpa
Lineage: Eukaryota; Viridiplantae; Streptophyta; Magnoliopsida; Fabales; Fabaceae
Source: the annotation of a GenBank genome assembly
AUGCAGAUCCUUUUUGUCAAGAAGCUGUCUUUAUUGAACUCUUUUUUUAAUGGUAAAGUUCUUGGUUCUUGGUAUUUCCUCAAUCUUGGUAAGGUCCCAAAUGUGGUGGCAGCAUUGAUAACGGAUCUGGAGAUUAAGUGCCACUACCUUUCCUCCAAGGCCUCACACAUUUUCAUGUCUAGGAAAAUGAAGUAUGGGAAACAUGCAAACUCAGUUAAAAUAAUGACUGAAAAUACCGGUCAAAUUGAUUUAAACGCUGAUGCUGUCUUGUUUGAUCGGGAAAAUGAUGUUGUGGGGAUAAAACCGUCAAAGUCCAACGCUGAUAGUAGUGUUGGUGUCUCUUGUUCUGGAAACCUGAGUGAUGAUCCUGGUGCGGUUGUUGUUCCUGAUCAGGAGCCUUUUCAGGUUGGAGAUGAUGAUUCGGUGUUGUACGGUUUGAACCAUGGGUGUGAUGUGAUUAUUAGUGGCAAUGGAGAAGAGGGUUUUGGUGAGGAACUUGGGUUGGUGGAUGUAGGGGUUGUUGGUAAAGACUGUGACGGAAAAGAAAGGGACGUUGUGUGUGGAAUGGAGAAGCACGAAGAUGAGAAGAGUGGGAUUGGAUUUUCAGAUGGAGUUAUGCUUGAUUAUGGAGGUCCAGAGCCUGAGCCUAAUGAAGGUUUGAUUAUUGAAUUUAAUGAUGAUUUUCGGGGUGAGAAUGCUAUAGGUGUUAUUGAAAAUGGUUUGCUGAGCACUGAGGUUGCAGUGAAUAAUGUGGCUCAAGGAGGUGAUAAUGGUGCAUCUGGCAAAAAUGAAGAUGCUAUGGAUGUUUCUGAAAAUGCCAUGAAUUUUUCUGUAAAUGAUCGCCUAGGCAUGGAGGUUGUGGCGAAUAAUGUGGCUCAAGGAUGUGAUAAUGAUGCGGCUGAGAAGAUUGAGAAUGCUGCAUUGGUGAAUUUAAGCGCACUUGUGGAGGGUGACAAUGAGAGGAAUCUUGUUGAUAGUUUGGUUGAUAAAGAUGGCCUCAAAAGUACUGCAGAAAUUGCAACCUACCAAUUACAAAAUGUCAUCCCAUGUAUAGAAGCUGUGAAUGUCAAUGCCGAAGAAUCUUUGCAUGUGAAAGAUUUGUUAAGGAAUUGCCUUGAGCCAGCUCUUCAGGUAGAUGCACCAGUAAAAGUCAUGCACAAUCAAAACAUGGUCGCUGAUGUUGUUGAAAAACGGGUGUUCGAGAAUAAUCAAAACAUGGUCGCUGAUGUUGUUGGUGGCAAUCUUGUUGUAGAUCUUAAUUCUUGCACAAACAUGCAGGAGGUUGGCAUGAAUCAGGGAUCGGUGUUUUCAGAAUGGAAUUUGUGUCUAUCGGAUUUAGUAUGGGGAAAGGUCACUGGUCAUCCUUGGUGGCCAGGUCAGAUAUUUGAUGCCUCCGCUGCAUCCGAUAAGGCAAAGAGGCAUCUCAAGAAAGAUUGUUACCUGGUAGCAUAUUUUGGGGAUCAAACAUUUGCUUGGACUGAUGUGUCAAUGAUUAAACCAUUUCUAGCACAUUUUUCACAAAUGGAGAAGCAGAGCAAUCUGAAAAAUUUCCACCAUGCUGUUAAUUGUGCUUUAGAUGAGGUCUCAAGACUGGUUGAGUUUGACCUGUCCUGCCCUUGCAUACCUGAUGAUGUAUAUUUCAAGCUUAAGACUCAAAUAAUUAGUAAUGCUGGAAUCAAUAAUCAAUUGAGCAGAAGAAAUGGAGUGGAGAAAUCUAUCAAUUCAAUGUCUUUUGAACCCAUGAAACUUGUCAAUUAUGUUAAGUCAUUAGCCCAGUCGCCACUUCGAGCAUCUGAUAGACUGGAUUCUGUAAUUGCACAAGCCCAGUUGUCGUCUUUUUAUCGCUCAAAGGGUUAUUUUCAACUGGCUGAGUUCAAAGUGCUUGGAGGGUUAUUCGAGAAUGAUAUGCAAACUCUAACUGAGAGGGAGAUAGAGCAAUUUGAUUAUCAAACCUGUGUUGGUCAUUCACUACAGGAGUACAAGAGCAACUCUGGGUAUAAGAAGCGCCAUGGUAAGAAACAUAAACUUAUGUCAGAUUUGAUGUCUGAGAGGAGAUUAUUUAUUUCAAAUGAUGAACAUGCACCUGAACAUGAAGCUAAGCCAGUUCCACGGCGUCGUGGCAGAAAAAGGAAGACAGCUAGCAAAACUUCGGAAAAUUGUUUCCCUAAUUCCCAGAAUGAAAAGAUCUACCAAAUACAGCAUGCAUCUAUAAGUGAGAUGAAGUCUCAACUUUGUUUGGCUGCCAGGAAUCCAACUGGAGAAAGUUUCUCAAGUGACAUGGUACAAUUUUUCGCAGAAUUUAGAAAUUCCAUUAGUCUACUUUCUGCUUCCCUGGAUAAAAAAAUGUUUUUGCAACAAAUGCACGAUGUAGAGACUGAAGCAACCUCUAUGGUAGGAUUGCCUUCUAUGACAUCUACAAUGGAGCCGUGCAUUGAUUCUUAUUGGACCGAUAGAAUAAUUCAAAGCAUUCCUGGAAAACAAUCAACAACAAAAUAUCAGAAUGAAAGAGUCAUAUUUUUGCCUGAGACCCUAACUGACGCAAGUCCUGUCUCUUUCAAGUUGCUACCAUCUGCUGAAAUUACCACAACUUUGGGAUUUAACCAGCAAGAUACCAAUGAAAUUCUUGAAUCAGAAUCUUCUAAACCUAAGCCUGCAGCAGAACAUUUGGACGAGAGUUCUACACAGGGCUUCUGUCCUACUGCUCUGACUCUGAAAUUUUCAAACUUUGAUUCUGUUCCUUCAACAACAGAUCUGAACAAGAUUUUUGGCCGCUUUGGGCCACUGAUUCAAUCAAAGACUGAACUGCUAGAGAGAACUAACCGUGCCAGAGUGGUUUUUCUAAGACGUUCUGAUGCAGAAACUGCUUUCAGUAGUGCUGGAAAAUAUAGCAUAUUUGGACCUUCACUCGUUAGCUACCGCCUCAAGAUUUUGCCUCGGAAGCCACAAAAAGUUACAGGAAAGCGAGGCAGAAAAAAAAGAAGAGUAACAAAUUCUGUGGAUGGUGCAGCAGUUUGA